Arachis duranensis is the source of this 1381-nucleotide messenger RNA. RefSeq lists its product as uncharacterized. The record is from RefSeq and is a predicted model, not a curated record. Lineage: Eukaryota; Viridiplantae; Streptophyta; Magnoliopsida; Fabales; Fabaceae. Bases 431 to 985 code for a protein of 184 amino acids. The transcript has 2 exons.
UGUAAACAAGAUAUGACACGUCAGAUAUCUCGUUUACAUUGUGUUCCACCGGCUAUAAAAGGAUGUGUAACCUUUAGUAUUCUUCACAAAUUUUUCGUAUCAUAUUUCUCACGAAUACAAGGCAUUAAUGGCCAGUAAUAGUCCGUACAUAGUUGUGCUUGUGUAUCCCAAUUAAUGUAUGAGAAACGGUGACAACGGGGUGACAUUUGAGAGCGAGGAUCCGAUAUUGUUUCGCACUCAUCGUGUGAAUACGUUGUCGAAUUUGAAGAGUUUGAUACUGAGUAAGAUCGGAGGUACAAAAGCGAGGGAAAUAGGAAGGGUGGCGUAUAGGUUGAUGGCCCCCAUGGGUAACGAAGUCUUUCGGUUUCGACUAUUCCGACUUCAAGGGGACGAGCAUGUGCGAGUGAUGUUCGACAUCCAUUAAAGGAUCAUGGUGGAGCAAGUAAUGGAGCUGUCUGCAGAGGUAGGACACAAUGGCGGUGGUCCUUCUGUACACUCGACCUUUGUGCAGGACGACCGACCCCUCGCACCACUGCCCAUUCAUGUCGUCGUUUCAGUAGAUGAGGCAGAGGAGGGCGAGGAGGAGUCGGACGAGGAUUACGUGGCGAAUAGUGGUGAUAGCGACUUGUCCAAUGGUGGGGAUAAGAAUGAGUGUGUUCCGGAGACACCAGUUUCGACCGCGGCCCGCCACGUCCUACCUCCACCUCUUCUAAUACCGGCGCUUUCAACAGUUCCUUCUCACUAUCACAGUCUGGAAUUGGACGCCAUGCAUGAGAGGACUCUGUUUCUUGACACGGGUGAACAGGAUUACAACCUAGACGACGGUGUAAAGUUUCGGAUCGGCCACAAGUUUAGAAGCCGAGAGGCAGUGCUUCAGGGUGUGAAGAACUACAAUAUUCGGAGGAGUGCGGAGUACCGAGUAGUCGAAUCGGACUUGCUAAAAUACCAUGUGCAGUGCCGUCAAGUUGAUAAUGGGUGUCAAUAGAGUCUCCGUGUGGCCCUUCGACAGAAUCUCGGAUACUGAGAGGUUCGGAGGGUGGGUGGAGUGCAUAGUUGUCUAGCACCCACCAUGUCUCAAGACCAUCGUCAACUAAACAACAGUCUGAUAUGCCGGGUCAUCUUGCCGUUGAUUCAGUCCAACCCCUCUAUAAGCAUUCCAGUUUUGCAAGGUGCAGUCCAAGCAAGCUAUUAGGGGUGCACAUGAGCCGGGUGAAGCCGGGUUUGAUGGGACAUAGACCCGACCCGAAAUAUGCACCCGUACCCGACCCUAGACUCGAUGAAACUAAUACACUUUCGGGCUACAAUUAUACUGGGUGAAAAUCGGGUGAAAACCGGACUGUUAACAUUACAUUACAUUGAUACCUUAUUGUAAGUUAGCAUG